Molecule: messenger RNA, 1362 nt
Organism: Alternaria burnsii
Lineage: Eukaryota; Fungi; Ascomycota; Dothideomycetes; Pleosporales; Pleosporaceae
Exons: 1
Coding region: 1-1362 (453 amino acids)
Source: RefSeq, a predicted model, not a curated record
AUGAAGUUCUACGCUGCUCAGGUUCUCGCUUUGGCCAGCAUCGCCAGCGCUCUUCCUCGCCCCAACUACGGCACUGGAUCUUACACCCAGCCAAGUGCUCCUCUCUCCACCGGUGUCUCUGGUCCUAGCUACGGAUCUGGUGGCGCCAGCUCAGGCCCCAGCUACGGCUCUGGCUCUGGCUCUUCUGGCUCUUCGGGCGACAAGACCCCCAGCUCUGGCAAGGGAGGCCUCAACCUUCCUGGUCUCGGCGGAGGUGCCGGUCUCCCCGGUCUCGGUGGCUCUGCAGGAGGAAAGGGAGGUCUUGGCGGCAUGCUCGGUGGCCUCACGGGUGCCGGGUCUGGCAAGCUCCCUGGUCUCUCUGGCGGCCUCGACAUCCCCGGCCUCAGCGGUUCAGGCGGUGCCAAGGGAGGACUUCCCGGUCUCAGCGGAGGUGCCGGUCUUCCCGGACUCGGUGGCUCUGGCAAGGGAGGCCUCAACCUUCCUGGUGUCAGCGGAGGUGUUGGCCUUCCCGGCCUCACCGGAGGUGCUGGUCUUCCCGGUCUCGGUGGCUCUGGCAAGGGAGGUCUAGGUGGCCUCGGUGGCCUCAUGGGCGGAAUCGGAGGUGGCGCUAACGGUGGAGCAUCUGGCAACGCUGGUGCUGGCGUUGGCGGCUCAGUCGGCGGUGGUGCUCACGGAGGAGCUGGUGCCGGUGUCGGUGGUGGUGCUGGUGUCGGUGGCUCAGUCGGUGGUGGUGCCCACGGUGGCGUCGGUGCUGGUGUCGGUGGUAACGCUGGUGCUGGUGUCGGUGGUGCUGUUGGUGGUGGUGCCAACGGAGGAGUAGGAGCUGGUGUCGGUGGCCAUGCUGGUGCCGGUGUCGGUGGUGCCGUUGGUGGCGGUGCUGGUGCUGGCGUUGGAGGCCACGCUGGAGCUGGUGUUGGCGGAAAUGCUGGUGCUGGUGCUGGUGUUGGCGGCUCUGUCGGCGGCGGUGCUGGCGUUGGUGGCCACGCUGGAGCUGGUGCCGGUGUCGGUGGUGGUGCUGGUGUUGGUGGCUCCGUUGGUGGAGGCGCUGGUGUCGGUGGCCACGCUGGUGCUGGUGUUGGCGGCUCAGGCUCUGUCGGUGGAGGUGCUGGUGCCGGUGUUGGAGGCUCUGUCGGUGGCGGUGCCGGUGUAGGUGGCCACGCUGGAACUGGAGCUGGUGUUGGCGGCUCAGUCGGCGGCGGUGCUGGUGUCGGUGGCUCAGUUGGCGGUGGCGCUGGUGUUGGUGGCCACGCUGGUGCCGGUGCUGGAGGCUCAGGCUCCGUCAGCGGAGGUGCUGGUGCUGGUGCUGGUGCUGGUGCUGGUGCUGGUGCCGGAGCUGGAGGCAACGGAACCUACGAUGCUUAA